AUGAAGGAGAAGGAGGUGGGGGCGGAGCGGGGCAAGCCCGCCACUUACACCGGGGACAAGAAGGCUCGCAUGGCGGCCAAGACCAACAAGAAGUGGGUGCGCCUGGCCACCGUGCUGGCCUACGUCCUCUCCGUCUCGCUGGCCGCCAUCGUCCUCGCCGUCUACUACAGCCUCAUCUGGCAGCCGGUGCGUGGCGGCGGCGGCUCCGCUUCCAGCCCCGGCCCCGCCGCAGCCGCCACCUCCUCUUCGUCCUCGCAGCUCCGCGCUGUCCCGCCGCUGCCGCCGGGCGGCGGGGCCGGUCCAGGACAGGAGGCUCCGCCAGCGUCGCCGCGGACGGGCCCCGACCCCCGCGGCCUCGCCCACACCGAUCGCCCGGACACGUCGCAGCAGCCGCCGCCACCCGGGACCGAGCUGGACGCGGGGGACAGUGCUGCCGCUGCCGCGCUGCAGCGGGUGCAGGGGAGCCCCUGA
Messenger RNA from Indicator indicator, 471 nucleotides. It is a transcript of the gene INAFM2, whose product is annotated as InaF motif containing 2. The transcript has a single exon. Lineage: Eukaryota; Metazoa; Chordata; Aves; Piciformes; Indicatoridae. The coding region runs from base 1 to 471 and encodes 156 amino acids. The record is from RefSeq and is a predicted model, not a curated record.